ACGAUUGAGAAGAGCAUCAACAAAAAUGGCCAGCCGAAAAGCUCUGAUUAACGUCCACCGGAUCAUCCGCUCCACUGCGGUGGUUAGAGGGAUCUCCGUCACCCCUUCACCUGCACAUCCUCUUUUCCAAAAUGGAGGGGCAAGAUUCUUCUGCGGUAACACCUCGAGUCCACAAAAAUUUGAUAUUGAUCUCUCCAACGAAGAGAAGAAAAGGAUAACCAUCAACAGAUUGUUGUAUAGGAGCAAGCAACGUGGUUUUCUGGAACUUGAUCUGGUUUUGGGUAACUGGGUUGAGGAGAAUGUUAACUCCAUGGAUGAAAACACUGUUAAAUCCCUUAUUCAUGUCCUCGAUUUGGAAAACCCUGAUCUCUGGAAAUGGUUAACUGCUCAAGAACAGCCUCCCGAGAUAGUGAGCUCAAAUCCGGUAUUUUUGGCGUUGCACAAGAAAGUCAUGACGAAUCUGAACAAACAUGCAGCCCCAGAGACGCGUGCAGCAGCUGGACAACCCUGGGUCAAAGGCUGGGAUGAUUUCAAGAGAGGCCGUGACGCUCCCAUCUCAGGAAACCAGUGAAAUAAAAAAACACUUUCCUUACAAAAAUAACAAACUGCAAAAAAACACGUUUUAUAGUUGAUCUUAUAAAUACAAUAAAGUGCCAGGCCGUGAAGAAGGCUGGAGGUCUAAAUGUGUGUCUGUAGUGACACGAUGAGAUAUAAUUACAGUGAUGUGUGUCUUGUUUUUGGAAGUUCUUUGAUAUGUUAGUUACAGACUUACAGUUAUCAAGGAAUAUUGGGUUUUUUGAAAUUGUGGUGUUUUCUCUUCAGCUUAUAGUAACAGCUUUACUUGUGAAACAAA
Molecule: messenger RNA, 853 nt
Organism: Eruca vesicaria subsp. sativa (arugula)
Lineage: Eukaryota; Viridiplantae; Streptophyta; Magnoliopsida; Brassicales; Brassicaceae
Source: the annotation of a GenBank genome assembly